Messenger RNA from Sabethes cyaneus, 909 nucleotides. RefSeq names its product homeobox protein 4-like. The record is from RefSeq and is a predicted model, not a curated record. NCBI's taxonomy places the organism in Eukaryota, Metazoa, Arthropoda, Insecta, Diptera, Culicidae. The coding region runs from base 1 to 909 and encodes 302 amino acids. The transcript has a single exon.
AUGGCUUUUGAUAUUAAAACAGCCACAGCCAUCGUUAUGCCCUACGACGGCAGCGCUGAAAAUCUAGGUUCAUUUGUUGAUGCAGCCAAUCUACUGGACGAGCUAACCGAUCCAGCACACAAAGCUGUAGCAGUGAAAUUUAUACGGUGUAGAUUGUCUGGAAGAGCCAGGUUGGGCUUACCAGAAAAUAUUGACACUAUACAACAACUAAUAAACAAUGUAAAAACACGGUGUGCGGACCUCACAACACCGGAAAAUGUGAUAGCGAAAUUAAAAGCGACAUCACAGAAAAAUAAUAUUAAUAGUUUCUGUAGCGAGGUUGAGACAUUGACCGACCAGCUACAGAAUAUAUACAUAUCAAAGAAAGUACCACAAGAAAUGGCACAAUCAAUGGCCACAAAAGCGGGAAUUGAUGCCCUCAUCAAUGGCGUCAAAAAUGACGUAACAAAAUUAAUCCUACAAGCAGGUACGUUUGCCACAAUCAGAGAUGCCGUACAGAAAGUAACGGAACGUGGAACAGAGGAGACGCCCAACGCCGCCCAAAUCUUCCACAUAAACAAUAAUAGAUGGGGGAACAGGAGAAACAAUAACUGGAACCAACGCGGGGGAAAUAACAAUCGCGGUCGAAACCUCGCUAGACAGUAUGGUCAAAAUAAUCGAGGUUAUGGUAAUUAUAACAACUACCAUAACCAGAAUAAUAACGACUUCAGUACAAAUAAUGGUUACCGGAAUGAAAACCGAAGACCAAACAAUCAAAAUCGGGGUUAUGGUAAUCAUAACCGUUAUAACAGUAACAACGAAAGAUUCAGGGGUCGUAACGUAUAUUAUGCGGAAAACGACCAGUCGUCAUCGGUACAGCCUCAAACCGAGACGAGGGAAAUGCAAGAGGUUGCUCACCCAAGAGCGUAA